This is a messenger RNA of Bipolaris victoriae FI3, 1599 nucleotides long. RefSeq lists its product as hypothetical. The record is from RefSeq and is a predicted model, not a curated record. The transcript is spliced from 3 exons. The coding region runs from base 1 to 1599 and encodes 532 amino acids. Lineage: Eukaryota; Fungi; Ascomycota; Dothideomycetes; Pleosporales; Pleosporaceae.
AUGCCUCAUUCCACUGGACAGUCCACUGGACAAGAACCGAGGAAGCUCGUUCUAUGCUUCGAUGGCACGGGAAACGUCUUUAACGGCAACACCUCAGACACCAACAUAGUCAAACUCUUCGACAAGUUUGACAGAAGGGACCCUUUGCAGUACCACUACUACCAAACUGGUAUUGGCACAUACAAUGUCGAUGGAGGCCCUGUAAACAAGACUUUUUUGGGCUCUAUCCGCUCAAAAAUCACCAAAACCAUGGAUAGUGGCUUUGCUACAACCUUUGAUGCUCACGUAAUUGCAGGCUACCGCUUCAUCAUGCGGUACUACAAGGAGGGUGACAAGAUUUACAUUUUCGGCUUCUCGAGGGGUGCUUUUACCGCUCGCUUCCUUGCACGCAUGAUUUACAGAGUUGGCCUACUCUCUGAAGGCAAUGAAGAAAUGGUCCCUUUCGCAUAUGAUCUAUACCAGGAUUACGAGAAGGGAAAGUUGAAUGUCCCCGACCAGGAACGAAAAAAUUCUUCGCCUGCCACAGAUGGAGCGCAUGGAUGCCACGAAACCGACCCUCUCAUUGACGGUGGCUCUGACAUGCACGAAUGCUCAGAACCUGAUGAGCAACAGCUAAGGAAGAACAAGCUCAAUGCGUUCAAAGCGACGUUCUGCCGUUCAGAGGGCGCAGAUGAUUCGGGCAUCAAAGUGCACUUCCUGGGCAUGUUUGACUGCGUCAGCAGUGUUUCCGUCUUGGACAGCCCAUUUGGCAAAGCUCCCAAAGCCGUAUCAGUUGCGGGAACUGCCCGUCAUGUUCGCCAUGCCGUCGCUGUCGACGAGCACCGUGUCAAGUUCAAAGCCGCUUUGCUUCACCAAGACGUAUCCCACCCUCACACUACGGAUGAAGAUGUUAAGGAAGUUUGGUUCCCCGGUAAUCACGGCGACGUCGGUGGAGGAUGGCCAGCUGUGCCGGACACGAGAAGCUGGUGGCGCAAAAUCUUCACAUCUUCGAACGACGAUUACGCAUCCAACCCUGGUACUGAUCCUUAUCAAAUGAGUGACAUACCCCUUGCUUGGAUGAUCCGUGAAUUGGAAAUCAUCGGAGAACAGGAACCAGCAGCAGCAAUUAAAUGGAAUAAGAGGAAAGACGGAUUCAAGAAGCAUUUCUAUAAGAAGCAGGAACAGGCUUACAAGGGCACGAUGCAUGACACUCUCAAGGUCGGAGGUGGCUCAUCACUAUUCAAGGUCAUCCUCUGGAAUUUCAUGGAAUAUCUACCAAUUCGACGUUGGGAAUUGCAACUGACCAGAGGUGGUUUGGGACAUGAGUGGGCUUAUAUCGCAUGGCCUUUUAAUAAGUGUUCGGCACGAGACAUUCCCGACGGCGCAUUCUUACACGACUCGCUUUUCAGGCGACUCAAAAGUCAUACCGACUACCGUCCAAGCAACAACCGAGGUGGCAAAUCAGCUGCCUGCUUGGAUCCUGAGAAGUUUAAGGUCAAGGAAAAAGACAUGGGCGUGCCCAAAAAGUCGCCAACUGACGUCGGUGACCCUGCUGGCAUUCAUACCAUCUACACACUUGGGACAGACGAACCAAACGGCAAGGGACUUCUACGCGUGUAA